UUUAGCUCUUCCUCACUUUUUCUUUGGCGUGGGCGGCAGAGGGAGAAGAGGAGGAGGAGCAGAAGGAGGAGAUGGACGCGAACGGGAGGAAGAAGGAGAAGCCGCCGUCGAAUUCGGCGGUGAAGUCGUUCUUUUCAAUCUUCAUGCACGCCGACGCCAUCGACAAGGCGUUCAUGACGUUCGGCAUCCUCGGCGCGAUCGGCGACGGCCUCUCGACCCCAGUCAUGCUCUACAUCAGCAGCAAGAUCCUCAACGAUCUCGGCGGCGGCGGCACCGGCGCCACCUUGUUGUCGGAAUUCACACAUAAAGUCGACGAAAAUGCACGGAAUCUCGUGUUCUUGGCAAUGGGAACGUGGGUGUCAGCUUUUUUAGAGGCAUUCUGCUGGACGAGGACGGGGGAGCGGCAGGCGUCGACGAUGCGUGCGCGGUACCUGAAGGCCGUCCUGCGGCAGGACAUCGAGUUCUUCGACCUGACGGCCGGCUCGACGACUGAGGUCAUCACCAGCGUCUCGAACGACAGUCUGGUGAUCCAGGACGUGCUGAGCGAAAAGGUGCCGAACUUCAUCAUGAACGCCUCGCUCUUCGUCGGCAGCUACACCGUCGGGCUUUUCCUGAUGUGGCGGCUGGCGCUGGCGACGCUGCCGAUGUCGCUACUGCUCAUCAUACCCAGCCUGGUGUACGGCCGGAGACUGAUGGGCCUGGCGCGGAGGAUCCGCGUGGAGUACAACAAGGCCGGGUCGAUCGCGGAACAAGCCGUGUCGUCGGUGCGGACGGUGUACUCGUUCGUCGCCGAGGGGCGGACGAUGGCCAAGUUCUCGGCCGCGCUCGACGACUCCGUCAAGCUCGGCCUCCAGCAGGGCCUGGCGAAAGGCCUCGCGAUCGGUAGCAACGGCAUCACCUUCGCAAUCUGGGCCUUCAGCACCUGGUAUGGCAGCCGCCUCGUCAUGUACCACGGCGGCAAAGGCGGCACCGUCUUCGCCGUCAGCGCCGCGGCCGUCAUGGGUGGCCUAGCAUUGGGAUCCGGGCUGACGAAUGUGAAGUACUUCUCGGAGGCAAGCUCGGCGGGGGAACGGAUCCUCGAAGUCAUCCAGAGGGUGCCGAAGAUCGACUCGGAGAGCACGGAGGGCGAGGUGCUGGGCGAAGUGCGCGGCGAGAUCGAGUUCAAGGGGAUCGAGUUCGCGUACCCCUCGCGGCCGGACAACCCGAUAUUCGUGGGCCUCAACCUAAAAGUGCCGGCGGGGAAGACGGUGGCAUUGGUCGGGGGGAGCGGGUCGGGGAAGUCGACCGUGGUCGCUCUGCUGGAGAGGUUCUACGAUCCGUCGGCGGGCGAGAUUUUGCUCGACGGGGUGGAUAUAAAGACGCUUCGGCUCAAGUGGUUGAGGUCGCAAAUGGGGCUGGUGAGCCAGGAGCCCGCGCUUUUUGCAACUUCGAUAAAGGAAAAUAUAUUGUUCGGAAAAGAGGAUGCAACAAUGGAGGAAAUAGUGGCAGCUGCGAAGGCCGCAAAUGCUCACAACUUCAUCUCUCAGUUGCCUCAAGGAUAUGACACCCAGGUCGGUGAGCGCGGAGUUCAAAUGUCGGGAGGACAAAAGCAAAGAAUAGCAAUCGCGAGGGCGAUACUUAAAGCACCGAAGAUCCUCCUCCUCGACGAGGCGACGAGUGCGCUGGACACCGAGUCGGAGCGCAUCGUCCAAGAAGCGCUCGACGCUGCCGCCGUCGGCCGAACCACUCUCGUCAUCGCCCACCGCCUCUCCACUAUCCGCAAUGCCGACCUCAUCGCUGUCAUGCAGACCGGCGAUGUCAAAGAGCUUGGUCCCCACGACGAACUCAUCGCCAACGACAGUGGCCUCUACGCAGCCCUCGUUCGCCUUCAACAAACCAGAGACGCGAGGGAAGAUGAAGAAGUGGUUGGGCCGUCUUCCGCUUUCGCAUCGCGCUCCUCGCGAUUGGCCAGCAACAGCCUGAGCAGGCGGCUCUCCAGCAGGACCAGCUCGGCGCGGUCGGCCGGCGGCAACGCGGAGAACGACGAAGACCCUUCAGCGCAGCCUGCCAAGCCUCCUGUGCCGUCGUUCCGGCGGCUGCUGAUGAUGAACGCGCCGGAGUGGAAGCAUGCGGUCCUGGGGAGCGUCUGCGCGGUGCUCUACGGGGCGGUGCAGCCAGUGUACGCGUUCGCGAUGGGGAGCGUGGUGUCGGUGUACUUCUACCCCGACCACGGCGAGAUCAAGUCGAAGAUCCGGACGUACGCGCUGGUGUUCGUGGGGCUGGCGAUGGCGUCGUUCUCGAUCAACGUGGGGCAGCACUACAGCUUCGGCGCCAUGGGGGAGUAUCUCACCAAGAGGGUGAGGGAGAGGAUGCUGGCCAAGAUUCUGACCUUCGAGGUGGGGUGGUUUGACCAGGACGAGAACUCCUCCGGCGCUAUUUCCGCUCAGCUGGCCAAGGACGCCAACGUGGUGCGAUCACUGGUGGGUGAUCGCAUGGCGCUGGUGAUCCAGACCAUCUCGGCCGUGACCAUAGCGUUCACGAUGGGCCUGAUCAUCGCGUGGCGGCUGGCGGUGGUGAUGAUCGCGGUGCAGCCGAUCAUCAUCGUGUGCUUCUACUUCCGCCGCGUCCUCCUCAAGAGCAUGUCCAAGAAGGCCAUCAAGGCGCAGGCCGAGAGCAGCAAGCUGGCCGCCGAGGCCGUGUCCAACCUCCGCACCGUCACCGCCUUCUCCUCGCAGGGCCGCAUCCUCCGCCUCUUCGACGCCGCCCAGGAGGGCCCCGCCCGCGAGAGCCGCCGGCAGUCCUGGUUCGCCGGCCUCGGCCUCGCCACCUCCAUGAGCCUCACCACCUGCACCUGGGCCCUCGACUUCUGGUACGGAGGCAAGCUCAUCCGCCAGGGCCACAUCACCUUCAAGGAGCUGAUCCAGACCUUCAUGAUACUCGUCAGCACCGGCCGCGUCAUCGCCGACGCCGGCAGCAUGACGACGGACCUCGCCAAGGGCGCCGACGCGGUGGCCUCGGUCUUCGCAGUCCUCGACCGCACCACCAAGAUCGAGCCGGAGGACCCCGACGGCUACAAGCCGGAGAGGCUGAGAGGCGACAUCGACCUCCACGGGGUCGACUUCGCGUACCCGGCGCGCCCCGACGUGAUAAUCUUCAAAGGAUUCUCCCUAAGGAUCCAUGCAGGGCAGUCGACGGCGCUGGUGGGGCAGAGCGGGUCCGGCAAGUCGACGAUCAUCGGGCUGGUGGAGAGGUUCUACGACCCGCUGAAGGGCAGCGUGAAGAUGGACGGCCGGGACGUGAGGACGUACCAGCUGCGGUGGCUGCGGAGGCAGGUGGGGCUGGUGGGGCAGGAGCCGACGCUCUUCGCGGGGACGAUACGGGAGAACAUCGUCUACGGGGCGGAGGCGGCGACGGAGGCGGAGGUGGAGGGCGCGGCCAGGGCGGCGAACGCGCACGACUUCAUCAGCAACCUCAAGGACGGGUACGAGACGCCGUGCGGCGACCGGGGGGUGCAGCUGUCGGGCGGACAGAAGCAGCGGAUCGCGAUCGCGCGGGCCAUACUGAAGGACCCGGCGGUGCUGCUGCUGGACGAGGCGACGAGCGCGCUGGACAGCCAGUCGGAGAAGGUGGUGCAGGAGGCGCUGGACAGGGUCAUGGUCGGCAGGACCAGCGUCGUCGUCGCGCACAGGCUCAGCACCGUGCAGAACUGCGACCUCAUCGCCGUCUUGGAGAAGGGCGCCGUGGUGGAGAAGGGCACGCACGCGUCUCUCAUGGCCAAGGGCCCCGCCGGGACUUACUACGGGCUGGUUAGCCUCCAGAAGGGGAACAGAGGGAGCGACCACUGAUUGAUUGAGUUGAUUGAGUUAAUUUGGCGCCUCAAUUUGCGGUCCUGAUCCGCUCAAUUAAUAUUUGUUGCCAUUUUUGCUUUGGUAAAGUAAAACAAAACAAUCAAUGUUUGUUUUUGUUCAAAUCUCUUCUAUUGUACUAGUUUCUCAAAUAAGACCUGUAAUAUCGCUUGACAUCACACGGACAUUGUAACAUGUAAAUGCGAAAAAGAAAAGAAUAUUACUUUUGUUUUCAUUUUA
This is a messenger RNA of Ananas comosus (pineapple), 4064 nucleotides long. RefSeq names its product putative multidrug resistance protein. Gene Ontology annotation, biological process: transmembrane transport. The transcript is spliced from 8 exons. The record is from RefSeq and is a predicted model, not a curated record. Gene Ontology annotation, cellular component: membrane. Gene Ontology annotation, molecular function: ABC-type transporter activity; ATP binding; ATP hydrolysis activity. Bases 72 to 3824 code for a protein of 1250 amino acids. NCBI's taxonomy places the organism in Eukaryota, Viridiplantae, Streptophyta, Magnoliopsida, Poales, Bromeliaceae.